Molecule: messenger RNA, 1732 nt
Organism: Diospyros lotus (date-plum)
Lineage: Eukaryota; Viridiplantae; Streptophyta; Magnoliopsida; Ericales; Ebenaceae
Product: polyamine oxidase 3
Exons: 1
Coding region: 73-1518 (481 amino acids)
Molecular function (GO): oxidoreductase activity
Source: RefSeq, a predicted model, not a curated record
CCAACCUCUCUCUCUCUCUCUCUCCUUCUCCUCCAUUCAAACGCACAAUGACGCUCUCGCAGUCUUAUCCAAAUGAUUCUCAGUGGCUCCCUUCCCUCCUUCCACUCCCACCACCACCACUACCCUCGCCGUGGCGGCCAUUACGGCCACCUCCGCCGCGUUAGGACAUCUUCACAAGUGUCUCUCGAUUCACCGCCCUCCGAACUUUCUUCACCAGAGCUCAAGAAAACCGGAGUCAUUGUCGUCGGGGCGGGUCUAGCUGGUUUGGCUGCCGCCACCCGGCUCAGCUCCGAGAACGUCCCGUUCCUCCUUCUCGACGCCUCCGAUGGCGUCGGAGGCCGUGUCCGGACCGACGUCGUCGACGGCUUCGUCUUGGACCGCGGCUUCCAGAUCUUCAUCACGGCUUACCCCGAAGCUCGGAGGCUUCUCGACUACCAAGCCCUAGACCUCCGGAAAUUCUACUCAGGUGCCCGGGUCUAUUACGAUGGACGCUUCCACACCGUAGCUGAUCCCUUACGUCACUUCUCCGACUCACUCCAAAGCCUAGCCAAUCCCAUCGGCUCCUUCAUCGACAAACUCCUCAUCGCGUUGACCAGAGUUAGGGUUUUGACAACAUCAGACGAUGAGAUUCUCUCUUCCGACGAGGUUUCCACCCUUGAUUUAUUGAGGAGAAUCGGCUUCUCGGAUUCGAUCAUCGACCGGUUCUUCAGGCAGUUCUUCGGCGGCAUUUUCUUCGACAGAGAGCUCGAGACGACGUCACGGCUGUUCGAUUUCAUUUUCAAGUGUCUCGCUCUCGGCGACAAUACCCUUCCGGCGAAGGGCAUUUCGGCGAUUCCGGAACAAUUGGCCGGAGAAUUGCCCUCCGGAUCAAUAUUGCUGAACACUCGAGUCCUUUCAAUCGACUUCGGGUCUGAAUCGGCGGCAAGUGUGAGGUUGCAGAGUGGAGAGGUUUUGACGAGUGAACUCGGAGUCAUCUUGGCCGUCGAAGAACCAGAAGCCGUCAAGCUUUUGGCGGGAAAAUUGAAUCGCGAACCAGUGCAGAAACCAGUUAGGAGCACGGUUUGUUUGUACUUCACAGCAGACCCGAGCCAAAUCCCGGUUCAGGACCCGGUGCUGUUUCUCAACGGGUCUGGCAAGGGAAUCGUCAAUAACAUGUUCUUUGCCACCAAUGUGGCUCCAACUUAUGGUCCACCCGGGAAGGCUCUGGUGUCGGUGUCACUCAUCGGGUUGUUUGGAGAUGAGUCUGAUGAUACCCUGACGGCUGAGGUUGUUCGUGAGCUCUCUGGUUGGUUCCGAGAAUCCAUGGUUCGGUCGUGGAGCCACUUGAGAACUUACCGAAUCGGGUAUGCGCAACCCAAUCAAAGCCCGCCGACGGACUUGAUGAAGAACCCGAGGGUUAGGUCGGGUUUGUACUUGUGCGGCGAUUAUCAAACCAGUGCUACAUUUGAUGGGGCUCUGGUUUCAGGGAGGAAAGCGGUGGAAGCUCUGCUAAGAGAAAGGGCUACAUCAAUUGUAUAAUCUCAAUGUAAUUGCUUGAAAGUGGUAGCUUCCCUUCUCUCACGCUGUGAUGUUUAUUUGACAUAAUGGGCAGUUGCCAAAGUAGAUGAUCUUGUAUAUGGGUGAGGUAGGGUUCAUUUCGUGUUAGUAGCAAGCUCUUGGCUUUGUUGUCAUGUCCUUGUUCUAAUGAUAUUUUUACGACAUUGGUCUAAAUCUAAGCUUGGUUCGGCUUUAA